Molecule: messenger RNA, 6010 nt
Organism: Periophthalmus magnuspinnatus
Lineage: Eukaryota; Metazoa; Chordata; Actinopteri; Gobiiformes; Gobiidae
Product: arrestin red cell
Exons: 16
Coding region: 533-1759 (408 amino acids)
Biological process (GO): signal transduction; positive regulation of ERK1 and ERK2 cascade; G protein-coupled receptor internalization
Cellular component (GO): cytoplasm
Molecular function (GO): angiotensin receptor binding
Source: RefSeq, a predicted model, not a curated record
AGAGACACACGGACAGAGACACGGAGGCUGCACAGGAAUCUCUCGCCCGGGUCUGUCGGCUCUGAUUACACGGUUCUCUGCUGCUUGAGUCUCUCUGUUGCUCGGGUUUCUGCUGCUUGGGUCUGACUCCUCGGGUCUCUGCUCCUCAGGUCUCACUGCUGGGUCUGACUGCUCGGGUUUCUGUUGCUCGGGUCUGACUGUUCGAGUCUGACUGCUCGGGUUUCUGUUGCUCGGGUCUGACUGCUCAGGUCUCUGCUGCUCGGAGCUGCUGUGAGGCGGAGGGACGGACAGAGCGCGGAGGACAGACGGAGGAGCUGCGCUGUUUGCAGAAGGAAGCGCUGAGAUUGUGUCGUUAGCAGCAGCAGACUCGCUCCCAAAGCUCCGGAGGCUCUCACGGCUCUGAAGGCUCGGGACUCGGUGCAUGGACGCCCGGACUCGGAGGACAGCUGCCCGGGACUGAAGCCGCUCCCCGCUCCUCCGCGCACGGAUCGUUUUGUUGGAUCUUUGUGGCCGCUCCUCGCCUGCCGCGGAGAUGGGCGACAAGGCGCAGGGCACCAGAGUUUUCAAGAAGUCCAGCCCCAACUGUAAGGUGACUGUUUAUCUGGGGAAGAGGGACUUUGUGGAUCACCUGGACCAUGUGGACCCUGUUGAUGGAGUGAUUCUGGUGGACCCUGAAUAUCUCAAAGAUCGCAAAGUCUUCGUGACCCUGACCUGUGCGUUCCGUUAUGGCCGUGAGGAUUUGGACGUGCUCGGUCUGUCCUUCAGAAAAGACCUCUACAUCUCCACUUUUCAGGCGUUUCCUCCAGUCCCAGAGGAAAGGAAACCAAACAGUCGCCUCCAGGAAAGACUCCUCAAGAAACUGGGACAGCACGCACAUCCAUUCUACUUCACUAUCCCUCAGAAUCUCCCAUGUUCAGUGACUCUGCAGCCGGGACCAGAAGAUACUGGGAAGGCGUGUGGAGUGGACUUUGAGAUCAGAGCGUUUUGUGCCAAGUCGAUAGAGGAGAAAAUCCACAAGAGGAACUCUGUGCGUCUGGUGAUCCGUAAAGUGCAGUACGCUCCAGAGAAGCCUGGGCCUCAGCCGAUGGUGGAGACGACUCGCAGCUUCCUCAUGUCUGACCGCUCCCUGCACCUGGAGGCAUCACUGGACAAAGAGUUAUAUUAUCACGGAGAACCAAUCAGUGUCAACGUCCACGUCACAAACAACUCCACCAAGACGGUGAAGAGAGUCAAAAUCUCAGUCCGUCAGUACGCAGACAUCUGCCUCUUCAGCACAGCGCAGUACAAAUGUCCUGUGGCACAGCUCGAGGCAGACGACCAGGUGUCGUCGAGCUCCACCUUCUGUAAAGUGUACACUCUGACCCCCACACUGGACAAAAACCGCGAGAAGAGAGGCCUCGCCCUGGACGGAAAACUCAAACACGAAGACACAAACCUGGCAUCAUCUACUAUAGUGAAGGAUGUGACUAAUAAGGAGGUGCUGGGGAUCCUCGUGUCCUACAGAGUCAAAGUGAAACUGGUGGUGUCUCGUGGAGGAGACGUGUCUGUGGAGCUGCCCUUCAUCCUGAUGCACCCUAAACCCGUGGAGCCUCCGGCCUCUCGCCCUCAGUCUGCGGUGCCAGAGAUGGACCCUCCCAUCGACACAAACCUCAUCGAGUUUGACACAAACAGCAUGUCCCAGGACGAUGACUUCGUGUUCGAGGACUUCGCUCGGCUGCGGCUCAAAGGCGUCGUGGACGACAAAGACGAGGACUGCUAAAAGAAAACAUCCCAGAAUUCUACAAAAAAAAUCACAGAAAAUCUAAAAAAAUCCAGCUCGAGCACGUAGACGCCGCAGGGUACAGAGAGCUGCAAAAACGCCAAAACACGCCAAAAACAAACAUCAGUGCGGAGGCGGUCUGAACAUUUCACUAAAAACUGGUGUGUCAGAUGCCCUCCCACAUGAGGUUCUUAUGAAAAUUCCAGAGAAUCAGACAGAAUCUUUUAGAAUAAGCUAAAUGAAAUAAACAUGAUAAAAAUAGAGUUUAAAGUCGUUCUGGCUGAGAUCUCACUCGUUCCCGGCGUUCCCGGCGUUCCUGGUGGUUUUUGCAGCUCACACGUGUAGAGCGUUGUACAGACUGAAAAACAGGAAUUGAAGAAUUUAAAGCUGCACUGUGAAACUUUUCCGGCUUGUCUCUAUGGAGAUGUUAUUGAAUUGCUUGACAUCUUCCAUAAAUGAUGUCUCUCCAUGGAAAUAAGGCCAGAUCAGGUCUGUGGAGAGGCGAGCGUGUAUGAAUGCAUGUUUUCCAAGGUAUUUUUUAACAACAAAAACAUGUAAAAAAAAAAAAAAAAAGAGUAGAAUAUAUAUGUUUAAUGGUAGAGUCUGGAACAUUCCAGGAGAAGCGGUGUCACCGUGGAGAUGAGCAUGACCAUGGAAAAGUUACAUUGUGCACCUUUAAAAGUGUAAAUGUAUUUGGCUCAGAGCUCGGCACAAACACAAACUCCAGGCCCCAGGAGCCUCCACCCGAACUCCACCCGAACUCCACCCGAACUCCACCCGAACUCCACCUCAGCUCCGUCUGUGUCAAAGCUGCAGCUCAGAUUUCAGCAAAACAUUCCAUUUUUUACAUCAGACGAAAGUCCCGGUUUAGUCCCGGUUUAGUCCCGGUUUAGUCCCGGUUUAGUCCCAGUUUAAAUACUUGGACCCGUGUCUGUCCCUGUGAUGCUGGAGUUGAGUUGUGGGCGGAGCUCUGAGCCGAGUCGCGGCGGCGGCGGUGCUGGGUGUGACGAUUGUACAAAUCAGAUUCUAUAUUUGAAUAUUUGAAACGUAGACUUUUCUUUUGUGUGUUUGUUUCUGUGUCUCAUGAAGCUCGGGUCACCAGCGCAAAACUCCUUUCUCUCUCUCUCCUCCUCUCCUUCUCCUCUUCCUCUCCUCUUCCUCUCCUCUUCCUCUCCUUCUCUUCUUUCUCCUUUUCGCUUGAGACGUUUAACGACACAGAUAUCAACUGUCACUCAGUAUUUUCAUUCACAAAAGUUCUGAAUCGUCGCAAAAAUCAAACCAAAUUAUAUCAAAUUUUUUUUUAUUUUUUCCCCCCAAACAAUUGAACCUUUUUCUAAAAAAACUUAAACCCUCAGAUCUAACCCUGUGUGACCUUUGACCUGCGACUGGGGUUAAAGUCUCGUCACUUUGGGGUUAAAUUAAACAUUGAAACGUUUUAUUUUCAUAGUUUUAUUUCUGCAAAAAGAGACAAACCGUUUUUUACUUUAAAUCUGCGUCUCGUGAUUAUUGAGAUGAUUCUGAUGAUUCUUAAAGUUUGUAAAUAUUUAGUGACAGUGAAACUCGUCCGAUUCGUCGUCGCCUCAAACAUUUUUUUCUGGUGUAAAAAUAAAUUCAUUUUUUGAGAUGAAAAACGAAACGCUGCUUCGUUUGGUUCUGCGUAAAGUUCUGUCCAAAUCUGACAUUGGUUCAAAUCUGUGCCUUUCACAAUAAAAUGUUGCCAAUAAAAUCAAACCCAAAGCCAGAGCAGGUCCAAACGCUCUUAUUCUGAAGGGACAAACUCCAGCCUCUUAUUUUGAAACGUUUCCCAGAAGAAACUCACAUUUGGACCAAAGCUUCUACGUGAUGGUUUGAGCUGAAGCGUCUCAUGAAACGUGACUUUUUACAAACUCAAGCCUGAAAUCUGUUUCUUUUAAUGCAAAGAAUCUAUAAUGUGAAGAAUUUGCCUUAACAUAAAGUUUGUUUGAUAAAAAUCUGCCAAAAUUUGCUCCAUAAUUUUGCUCUUCUCUUUGAAAUUUCCGAUCCUUUUAAAAAAGUGCAAAGCUUUUUUUUUGUUGCUUUUUUCAGCCAAAUCCGUCGUCGUUUACGCUUGAAUUUUAACAUUUCAACUUUUUUUAACAUAAAUUAUUUUAAUUGUGGAUGAAGUUCUCUAAGUUUAAAGAGGAGGUAUUCAAAAGCGUUCUACCAUAACGCUAACGCUAAUGCUAAUGCUAACGUUCUCUCAUCAAAAACACGUCUGAAGAGGUUUGAGUCAUCUAGAGAUCUCUCCCAGGCUCUAUUCAAACCCUUGUUAUGGUUAGCGGUACAAGUGUGUACAAGGCUCCGCCCACAAGUCGACAUCACCCACGCUCCACACGACAAUCCUCCAUAAAUAUACAAAAACAUGACACAAAACUACACUACGACUUCACAAACCUGGUGUGAUGUGCAGUAGUUGUCAAAACGGAAACAUGGCGAUCUAAAUAUGUGUUAGAAAUAAAAUCCCUCCUUUUUAAAAAAUGUAAAUGUUAAAAAUGUUUUAAUUAAAAUGAUAAAUUCACCAAAAUACAAACUCGACAAAGACAAAUGUGCAGAUAAGGCGAAGGUUUUUCAACUAUAAAAAUAAACCUGUUCUAUUCACAUUUACACUUAAUAUUUUGUUCCCAAACCUUAAAUCUCUUAAAAAUUCACUCUGUGUCUUUUAUAAAUAUUUUUUUUGUAAAUUUUAAACUUAACUUUGUGCCAAAACGUGUGAACCAAACGCAGCGCGACUCGUUUUGAUUCCGGUUUGUAUCGUUUGGUUUGAAAGUUUCAGUUUCGCAGUUUGGAAACGGAGCCGAGUUUCCAUUUUUAGUUUUACAAUUUCUCAAAUGAUUCAGUUUUCAGAUGUUUAUUUCCAAAAAGAUGUUUUUUUUUUUAUUCAGCUUUUUGAAGAGAACAGAUGGCGCUCCAGAGCUCCGCCCACUCCCAAGUCUGGAAGGUCCGGAAGUUUAUUUUCUGUUCAUUUUCCCCAUAGACUUUUCCAAAAAUUCAAACAUUAUCAGUUCAAAGGCAUCGUGAGGCUAACCGGCUACGUGCUAACCAGCUACGUGCUAACCAGCUACGUGCUAACAGCUACGUGCUAACAUAUCCAUAACACGACUGUUUUAAGUCCAAAAGCUCAGAGGUUUAUGAUGUUUCAGACGCAGAUUUUAAAUAAAAGUUCAGGUCGUUAGUUCCACUGAGACGAUCAGACCUGAGAUUUAAAAUUAUAUAUUUUUUUGGAAAGUCGAUGGGAAAAAUAAAUGGGAAUUUUACUUAUACAACCAGGGGGCGCUGUCACUGUUGAGCUGUAGUGUGUAAAAUCAUUAAAGAGGAGGUAUUCUGCAAAAUGUACUCUUUGUAUCUUUCUCACGUAUUGCUAAUGCUAACGCUAACCUCAUCAAAAACAUGUCUGAAGAGGUUUUAGAUGUCAUCCAUGUUUGAGUAAUCUAGAGAUCUCUCCCAGGCCCGAUUCCAACCCUCCUUAUAGUCAGCAGUACGAGUCUGUACAAGGCUCCGCCCACAAGGGAUGUGCAGUAGUUUCAUUAGUGGGACGCAGCUGAUUGUGUUGUGAUAGUGCUCUGAAGGGGGAGGGGCUUAGCAAAGAGAGGAGAGACUCAGAGCGCCAGAAACAAAAGUGAAACUUAUGGGUGAAUGUAGCAUUUUCAAAACAAAAGGAAACAUAAUUUGUUGCAGUUGUACCUCCUCUUUAAACUUUUCAUUUUAAUAUUUUGCAUCAUAUUUAAAAUUAUAACGUUGCUAAAUGUGUUAAAUUUAUCUCAAAUUUAAACUCAAACUUGGCUCCACUUCCUGCUGCGCUCUGAUUGGUCGGUUCCACACAGAAGUAAAUAAACAUUUCCGUUGUUUGUUUUUUUCCAGAGUUGAUGUUUUUAAGUCACAUGAUGUUUUUUACGCCUCGCGCUGCGCCGCACUAAACGCUCCUCUGAUAAAACACUGCAUUUCUGUAGCGUGCCGUGUGCGCAGACGCAGACAGGGGGCGCCCUUCAGCAUGUUUUUCUUCGCUGUGCUGUGAAUUUCGAGCCGUGACGUCGGAGUUUUGUCGUGAUUCGUGUGAAAAUAUUGAACGACAGAGUUCUCCUCCGCUUCUAUGGCGACUGAUUAUUAUUAUUAUUAAUAUUAUUAUGACGAUAUGAUCCAUGUACAUGGCACCGGCUCUUCAUAAUCAGAUUUGACUUGUAUUUUUUAUUUUGAGAUUUUUAUUUUAGUUUUCUUUUUCUUAUUAAAGUGAAAUGG